AUGCUUUUUCUUUUUCUGCUGGAACAAGGUUGUCUUCUUGGUGACCAAACUCCCUUCUUUCUUCACUUAUUUUCCUCCCGUCCGCCUGGAAGUUACGUCUUUAUUUUACGGCCGCUAGAAGGGGACUUCUCAAAACUUUCUCUGAAGGGGAAACUUGCCCUCAGCAACUUUGUUACCCAUGCAUCCUUCACUUAUGCGCAAACGCUGCCUGCCUUUUCAGUUGAGAGAGAGAGAGAAAACGAACCUCUUCUUUCUAAGCUGUCUUGUUUCCAACUGCUGCUAACGUCCAGUCCCAGUUCUCCCUUCCCUUUCAAAAAGCAUGUUGUGGUCCCACAAGAGAAUCCGCAUUUCUCUGAGUGCCGAGUGGCACUGUCCAUGACGCCCCUCCCCCACAGAGGAACGACCGCACCUCAACUUCCCGUCAUCUAUACGUCCAUUCCGACCGUCGACACGUCCGGAACGACCGCACUUCAACGACCAGUCCGACCGUCGACACGUCCGGAACGACCGCACUUCAACAACCAGUCCGACCGUCGACACGUCCGGAACGACCGCACUUCAACGACCAGUCCGACCGUCGACACAACCGGAACGACCGCACCUACACGUCCUACUGUCGACACGUCCAGUUUAAUCGUCGACACGACCAGAACAACCACAUCUCAACUUCUAGUCAUCGACACGUCGGGUUCGGCCACACUUCAAUUACCUGACAUCGAAGCCCGACUAACCAACAGAAUAUGA
This is a messenger RNA of Acanthosepion pharaonis, 744 nucleotides long. The record is from the annotation of a GenBank genome assembly. Lineage: Eukaryota; Metazoa; Mollusca; Cephalopoda; Sepiida; Sepiidae.